This is a messenger RNA of Xenia sp. Carnegie-2017, 1045 nucleotides long. RefSeq lists its product as uncharacterized. Lineage: Eukaryota; Metazoa; Cnidaria; Anthozoa; Malacalcyonacea; Xeniidae. Bases 7 to 846 code for a protein of 279 amino acids. The record is from RefSeq and is a predicted model, not a curated record. The transcript has 4 exons.
AUAAGGAUGUCUGAUGGAGCCAAUCCAAAAGACAAUCCUUCGACUGAUUUAAAACUUCUUCAUGAAGAAGUGCCCUUACUGUUUAACGUCAUUGAGACUAGCGAAGAAAUUCCAAUUACUAUUCAACCGCUGCUAAAGGAAUUGGUACAAAAGGCGAUAAGUCCGUUCGAGGUCAAGGACGGUCAGUGGCGUUUGCCACACAACUUACCUGCGGUGUCUCAAAAUUCGUCCCAUGGAUAUCUACCUUCUCUGCCAGAACUGGUUCAACGAGGGAAUUAUGUUCUUGACAAUAGGAAGACACAGCAGGGAGAUUGUGCCAAAGUCACUAGACCCAAGAAGAAGCAUGGCACUUUGAUCCCUGGAAUAUUUUGUAUUCUUUGUCCCCACGGUAUAUGUUAUGGAUUCGAAAUAAUGAGGGAUCACGAAUCACCAAAUAUCCCAUUUACCAUUUUACGAACACGUUUUCCUGAUGCGCCAGAGUUGGUCAUUUACGAUAAUGCCUGCAGAUUGCACGAGUAUUGUUUGAACCGAGAUCCAGCAUUUUUUAAGAAAACAAAAUUUGUUGUUGAUAAGUUUCAUUGGAAAAAUCAUUCAGGAUGCUGCGAAGGAUAUAACAUGAAAUUGUACCCCAUGCUCAAUAUGUACAAUAGCCAAGCUGCUGAACAGUGCAAUUCGUGUAUUAAGCCUCUUGCCUCCAUGGUUUCUUACAUGGAAUACGAUAACUUUUUUCUUUUCACAAAACUCCAUAUUUGGCACAGGAACAUGUUACGCAUUGUUAAGUACAAUCCUGAGAGAGAAAUAGCCUACAAAGACUAUUUUCUCACUCUUAGUCGCGUUAUUCAUUAGUAACGCGUUAUAGUUUCGUUUUUCGAAAAAUUUAAACUUGUUUUUAUGAAUAGUUUUAUCUGUACAAAAUAUUACUUCAUAGUUACCCAUAUAGUUUCUGCAAAAGUAACAAUUAUAUGUAACGUCGUUAAUUGUAAAAAAAUAAUUUACAUCACUUGUUAUAAAUAUAAGAAUGUUAUUCAUAUGCACUAGCUUUAAA